Molecule: messenger RNA, 465 nt
Organism: Priceomyces carsonii
Lineage: Eukaryota; Fungi; Ascomycota; Pichiomycetes; Serinales; Debaryomycetaceae
Exons: 1
Coding region: 1-465 (154 amino acids)
Biological process (GO): signal transduction
Cellular component (GO): Ragulator complex
Source: RefSeq, a predicted model, not a curated record
AUGCUUAAAGCGAAGCAAAUAUCAGAAAUACUAUCACAAACCUUGCUGCCGAUAGAUCAAGAAAUAGAAUCUACAUCAAACUCACCUCUUGCGGUCUCAUUAUUAUCAAGCGAGGGUUUACCUUUGGAUACUAUAAUAAAUACUGAGCUUCUCCCAGAACACAACAUAGUAAAUUUAUCUAUUGAUUCACUCAAGAUAUAUUCUUUAAUAGCCAUAAAUCAACUUGAAGAACUGAUUGAGAAAACAAAAGACUCACUUGAUGACUGGCAGGUUCUCGAAUUAGACAAAAAUAUUAGUUGCAUAGUCCAGAGAGUGUUAUAUUCAGACUCUAAAGCAGAGGGUGACAAUCUUUAUGCAAUUUUAUUCUACAGUAAAUUGUUUCCCAAACCAGUUGCUAAGUUAAAGUUAGAUAAUUUAACUAAAGCUUUGAGCGAAGGGUUGCGAGGUUACCAUAAGACUGAGUAA